This is a messenger RNA of Symbiodinium natans, 1692 nucleotides long. The record is from the annotation of a GenBank genome assembly. Lineage: Eukaryota; Dinophyceae; Suessiales; Symbiodiniaceae.
AUGCGAAGAACUGCCCUAGUGGCCGCCUUCGACAGUGCCCAGUCGUCAGCGCUGACAGACCUGGAGUGUGUUCGGGCCGCUGGCGCAGCCGCGGCAGCAGCGGCCCAUGCAGCUGGGCUGACAGCCGAGGAGCAGGUGCGCACCGCGGUCCUGGCGGCCGAGGCCGCCGCACAGAAGGCGGGCCUCCUCCCGGAGAAGGAGGCUACAGCGGCGGCCAAGGCUGCCCUGGCGGCGGCGAAGGCCACGGGCCUCCCGGCCGAGGAGCAGGCUGCCUUGGCUGGCCGCGUCGUGGCAUCCGUGCGGCAGAGCCUUCAGAAGGCCCUGGCUGUGAAGAUCCAGGAGAUCCAUCAGAAGACCUUGGCCGCCCGGGCGACGCCAGCUCCAACAGCUAAGAUGUCGGAUGCUGAAGCCGUCGCUGCGGCCGUGGCGGCUGCUAGGAGCGCCAUGGACGCGGCCCAGGCGGCGGACGCCGCGGCGCGUGAAGCAGUGGCCACCGCAGUCUCCGCCAACGGCACUCUGAACGCUAGCUUUCUCCCCGGCGCGGGCCCCUUGGCUGCGGCCACGGCUGGCGGAGGCGGAGGCGGAGGCGGCCCGGCAGGUGGUCCUGUGGGUGGCCCGGCAGGUCUCAGUCCCGGUGCACCCAGUGCGCCGACUCAAGGGGGCGAGGAGCCGCACCUCAGCGCUAUCGAGGCCAUCCUGCGCAAGUUGUCCGAGACAGUGGCAUCGUACUCUUCGCGAAUCGAUGCUUCCAACAGCAGGCUCGACAAAGUGGAGGAUGUGGAGCGUGCCUUGGUGCGAGAGCUCGGCUCGGCUCGUGCAGGCCCGCGCAGCUCCAACUUCACUGGUGAGGCUUCCGAGGAGCCCAGCGGAGUGGCUGAGGCCACAGAAGCACAAGAGAUCCCCUUCGAGCGGCCUGCGAAGAUCCCGCCGCACAUGAAUGGCACAGGCAAGCCGAGGUACUGGACGCAUGGCAACAAUGGUGCCGCCGAGAGCGUCUCGCAGAAGCCGAUCCACCCACAUACCCAGGAGGAUGCCAUUCUCAGCACCGAGGAGGUACUAGCCCUGGGGCCCGACGAGGUGGCCCAGGUCCUGUCUCACGACCGCAAGCUACUGGCCACGGUCACCGCGCGCCUGAGCAGCGGCAAAGAGCUCGCAGACCUCGUCUUUGGGACGGACUCUAGCGAGCUGCCGGAGGGACGGCCCACGGAGAAGGCCCUGGACGCCAUCCUCAAUGACCCGGACGUUGCCAAGAAGGCGAUCAACCUCACAAUGACCACGCUCCAUCGAGGCGUAUCCAAGCUGGCCUCUGGCAAGAGCUUCGCAGAUGAGCUCUUUGGCUCGGACACCAGCCGCCUGAUCGGCGAGGCCUUCCAUCCCACAGAGCCUCCCCAGCCGAUCGAGGAGGCAAAGCCAGUCACCGAGGCUCCGAGACAAGCUGCCCCUGUGACCGGGCGAAAGGUGGCAGGCGCAGGGGGCGCAGUGCUGCCACCCGUGCCCAAGGCGAAAGAAGCGGACAAGGAGGAAGGCCGCACCACGCCGGCGCCUGAGGAGAAGAGGGGCGGGCUGAAGAUGCUCGGCGUGGAGAUGCCGGGCCUCCCCAGCCUCCCUGGACUCCCUGUGAAUCUUCCGGACAUGCCGGAGCUGCCUUUGCAACUGCCUCAUGUGCCGAACCCUUUAGACUGGCUGCGAUGA